AUGGCAGUUUUCGCAAGAGAGCGGCACGAACAUUACCUCAAGCACUUGGACGAUGACAAGGAGUCCCUGGAGUAUAUGAUGUCGGAGCACCUGCGCAUGGGCGGUGUCUAUUGGGGUGUGAGUGCGAUGGCAUUGCUGCGAUGCCACGAGGAUGACACCCAACGCCGCGACGACGUGAUUGACUGGAUUCUCAAAUGCGGUGACGUUGCGUGUCCAGGGGGGUUCGGCCCAAAUAUAGGCCAUGACGCUGACAUUACUGCAACGCACUACGCAUUGCUGGUCCUCUCCAUAUACGGGGCGGUUGACAGGCUUGACAGGGACAGCUUUGUAAAGUACAUCGCGGGUUUGCAAAGAAACGAUGGUGCUUUCAUGGGAGAUCGAUGGGGCGAGGUGGACGUCCGUUUCGCAUACUGCGCGCUCUCAGCCUUGACAAUACUAGACGCCAUAGACGAAGUUGAUGUAGAUGCUUGUGUCCAGUGGCUCCUCCGCUGCCUCAACUACGAUGGGGCGUUCGGGCCCGUUCCGCGCUCCGAGUCGCACGCCGCCUACACAUUCUGCGCGGUGCAGGCGCUGGCUCUCGCUGGCGCCCUGGACGCCGUGGACCUGGACAGGUUGGGCUGGUGGCUGUGCGAGCGGCAGACGCCGCACGGCGGCUUCAACGGGCGGCCAGAGAAGGCGCCAGACGUGUGCUACAGCUGGUGGAUCCUGUCGGCGCUGACUUGCAUCGACCGCGGCCACUGGAUCGAUGGCGACAAGUUGGCAGAUUUCAUCCAUGCAGCGCAGGAUCUGGAGGACGGGGGCAUCGCUGACCGCCCUGAAGAUGUGGCUGAUGUCUUCCACACGUUUUUUGGGUUGGCUGGUCUUUCCCUUCUUCGGAAAGCAGACCUGGCUCCAAUCCACCCUGUGUACGCGCUGCCGGAAGAGGUCGUCGCGCGGAUGAAGCUCCCUCCAAUCAUAGCUGCGUGUGACUACACAGCCUAA
Molecule: messenger RNA, 981 nt
Organism: Prorocentrum cordatum
Lineage: Eukaryota; Dinophyceae; Prorocentrales; Prorocentraceae
Source: the annotation of a GenBank genome assembly